Messenger RNA from Osmia bicornis bicornis, 2120 nucleotides. It is a transcript of the gene Cbs, whose product is annotated as cystathionine beta-synthase. NCBI's taxonomy places the organism in Eukaryota, Metazoa, Arthropoda, Insecta, Hymenoptera, Megachilidae. Gene Ontology annotation, cellular component: cytoplasm. Gene Ontology annotation, molecular function: cysteine synthase activity; cystathionine beta-synthase activity. The record is from RefSeq and is a predicted model, not a curated record.
UUUUCAAUGUAAUAUUCGCGCAAUGAUUCUCAUGAACAGUAUUAAUUUGUUGAUUUGUAUAGUUGUAUCUUGCAUUUUACAGAUUGCAUUCCGCAGGUGUGAAUUAUAUAUCAAUUGAAAAAGAAGAUAUAAAAAGUUAUAAGGAUAUAUGAUUCAAAACUGCUACUUAUUAUUUGUGGCCUUAGCGUAUCGUAUUGCCACUUUUAUAAUGCUUGAUAGUUAUCUGUAAGGUUACACGAAACUGACACGCUUCCAUUAAAAUAAAAAAAGAAAACCCGGUUUUGUAAUACUUGACUCAUUUAUCAAGAUUGAAAAUUACUUCCAUCAGUUUAAGAGUUAUAAGUGAAAUUUAAUGAUGGAAUUUAAACGCCCUGAUCUACCAAGUCGUUGCACAUGGAAACCAAAUGCAACAAAUUCACCACAUACAUGUAGAAUGGAGAAACCUGAUCGUAGCAAGAUACUCCCUGAUAUUUUAACUACUAUCGGACAAACACCACUUAUAAAAUUAAACAACAUUCCUAAAUCUUAUGGGAUUAAAUGUGAAAUAUAUGUAAAAUGUGAUUCUUUAAUCCUGGUGGGGUCUGUGAAAGAUAGAAUUGCAUACAGAAUGAUUCAAGAUGCGGAGGAAAAGGAGUCUUAUAAAAACCAGGCUAUACUAUUAUUGAAACCCACAAGCGGUAAUACGGGAAUUGGUUUAGCUAUGGCUUGUGCGGAUUAAAGGAUAUAGAUGGAUCAAUUGUUAUGCCAGAAAAAAAUGUCAAAUGAAAAAGCUUCUACUUUAAUCGCGCUUGGUGCUGAAAUUGUUCGAACGCCGACUGAAGCAAGUUGGAAUAGUCCAGAAGCACAUAUCAGUGUUGCGCAAAAAAUACAAAGCGAAACACCGAACAGUAUUGUUCUGGAUCAAUACACUAACCGGAAUCCAUUGGCUCAUUACGAGCAAACCGCGACUGAAAUCUGGGAACAAUGCGAAGGGAAGAUAGAUUAUUUGAUAGCCGGUGCAGGUACAGGUGGUACUAUUAGUAUUGGACGAAAAUUGAAAGAAUUAUCGCCGGAUAUAAAAUAUUGCUGUGGAUCCUAAAGGAAGUUUUUAGAUCCAUCCGCUGAGGAGAAUGAAAUUGGCUUUUAUGAAGUGGAAGGAAUUGGAUAUGAUUUCGUACCUACAGUGUUAGAUCGUAAUGUAAUUGAUAAAUGGAUACAGACUGAAGAUGCUGAAUCAUUCAAUGCCGCCAGAAUGCUUAUACGUCAGGAAGGUUUAUUGUGCGGCGGUAGUAGCGGUACUGUACUCGUAGCUGCUCUUAAACUAGCUAAAGACAUUCCCGAAGGAAAAACGAUCGUUCUUAUUUUGCCUGAUGGAACGAAUUAUUUGACUAAAUUUGUGUCUGAUCAUUGGAUGGAAGUUAGAGGAUUCUUGGAACCUAAAUGUAACAAUGAGAUGAACAAUUGGUGGUGGAAUAUGCAAGUUUCAAAUUUAUCAUUUGAUAAAUCACUAUUGUUAAAGGAAAAUACGAUAACGUGUCACGAAGCAAUUCAUAUUUUUGAAGAUAGAAAAUCUCAGCCAUUAGUCAUUAGCAAUGACAAUGUACAUGUAAAAGGAUGUUAUUCUUUGAAUAAACUCAUGUCGAAUUUAAUAUCUGGUACAGUAAAACACGAUUUUGUAGAAAAGACUAUGAUUAAACAAUAUGUGAAAGUUACAACCUUCAACACUAUUGGUUUAUUAUCGCGUAUUCUUGAAGAAGAAUCACACGCGAUUAUUUUAGAUGACGAACGCGAUGAUGCUUUUGUGGUUGUAAACCAAUUUCACAUUUUGAAUUUUAUUACCAAAAAUAACGAUAAAUUAACAUUGAAUAAUUCAACCAAUUAAAUCGUUAAAAUACAAAAUACAAUGUUAUUCGCAUUUCCAUUUUUUAUUAUCUUCAUUAAUAAGAAAAAUAAUUUUAUGCGAGAACUUGUAUGUUAAACACAGAUUCAGUGGUAUUCUACAUUUAGGCUGAUUAUGUUAACAUAAAAGUACAAAUACAUAAUUAAGGGAUUGCUACAGUAUAAGUAAUACUUAUGUACAAUUAUAUGAAGCUUAUACUGAAUUAUACAAAUUAUAAUAUACGAAUAAAUGCAUUAUUAUU